Messenger RNA from Ctenocephalides felis (cat flea), 2255 nucleotides. Its product is annotated as patj homolog. Gene Ontology annotation, molecular function: protein binding. The record is from RefSeq and is a predicted model, not a curated record. Lineage: Eukaryota; Metazoa; Arthropoda; Insecta; Siphonaptera; Pulicidae.
GUUUUAAAAAAAAUAAAUCAUUAAUCUCACUUUGAAAACAAUUCUUGAAUGUAAGUGUAUUUUAUUAUUACGAGAUACUGCAACUUUUUUUCUUUAGUCUCGGAAGCACUUGUUCUCGAUUUGUUAAGUGGAGAUUUACUGACAUGAAGAAAGCAGUUUAUUAUUAUGCAUGUCAUUUAUACCUAACAAACCAAAGAUGGUUUUAAGUACUGAAUGGUCUCAAAUUGAAGUCAUAACGAUAAACAAUGAUGGAAAUGGAUGGGGUUUUAUGUUAGUUGGUGGAAAAAGUACAGGCGUUGUUAUAAAAACAGUAAUUCCAGGAAGUGCAGUUGAACGAGACGGUAGACUUCAGCCAGGAGACCAUGUUUUACAAAUUGGUGAUGUAAACUUGCGUGGGUUUAGUUCAGAACAAGUUGCUACAGUUUUAAGACAAGCAGGACCUCAAAUAAAAUUAUUAGUAGCACGUCCGGCAGAAGCUACAACUACUGAGCUAGAACCUCAUGCACCCAUUGUGCCUACUAAGAUUUUAUCCAAUACUGAAGAGCUUGACAAGCAGUUAAGUGAAACUCAAUUCCUUGGGCAAACUUUGAGUAAUCUAUUGUCAAAUGAGGUGUUCACAACAAGUACAGAAAUAAUUCCUGAAACCAUUCUUCCAAUAGCUGUAAUAGAAAAUACUGUAGUUGAUGAGUCUCCCAUUUCUUAUACUCUCCCAGAAACAGAAUCAUUUACUGUUUCAUUAAUAAAAAAUUCCUUUGGUUUGGGUAUUACAGUUGCAGGCUAUGUAUGUGUUGAAGAAGGUUUAUCUGGAAUUUUUGUAAGGAGUAUCAUUGAUGGGAGUGCUGCUAAAGCAAGCCAGAAAAUAGAAAUUAAUGAUAGAAUAAUAGAAGUUGACAAUCAGUCAAUUAUAGGUUUAACAAAUAAAGAUGCAGUAAAUAUACUUCGCAAUACUGGUGAAACUGUUAGUUUGAAGUUUGAACGAUUUUUGCGAGGUCCUUGUUAUGAAUUUCUACAAAAUGCUUUUACAUCAUGUGACGAGCUUUAUCAAUCAAAUUGUGGGUCUGAACAUGUGUCUGUCCCUAUAAUCAUUAACCAACAAGAUUAUUGUGAUUCAGAUGCAACAUCUGAGUCUUCUAUUGAUUCUGUGAUUGUAGAAGGUGAAAAUAAUGAAUGUGGGAAAGAUACUCUCGAUGUAAUUAAACAAGAAUGGGUGCAAAAAAUUGGUAAUGAAAAUACAAUAGUGGUAGAUAAAGUUCACAAAUUAUCUGAAUUGGGUAUAAGUUUGGAAGGAACUGUAGAUGUUGAAAACGGUUUGGAAUUGAGACCUCACCAUUACAUAAGGUCUAUUCUCCCAGAUGGUCCAGUAGGUCAAAGUGGUUUACUUAAACCAGGCGAUGAACUGCUUCAAGUAAAUGAUCAAAAUUUACAAAAUUUGAAUCAUACUGAAGUCGUUCAAUUGUUGAGAAAAUUACCUGAAAAAGUGCAUCUGGUCUGUGCAAGAGGUACUUCACCAAAUAUUAUCAACACUUCGCAAAAUCAAGAAGCGUUUGCUACACGAAGUAUUUUGACUGGAAAUUUACAAAAUAUAUUUCAACCUGUUCAGAAAGAGAAGUCUAUUAGUGAAAAACGUAAAAACUUUAAAGAACAUAGAAACGAAUUUGCAAUGUGGAAUAGUGAUUCUCAGUUUAUCGAUCUUCUGAAAACUGAAGAUGGUUUAGGUUUUAGCAUUUUAGAUUAUCAAGAUCCUUUAGAUGCAAGUGAUUCUGUUAUAGUAAUUAGAGGUUUAAUACCAGGUGGCUCUGCAGAUCUAUCAAAAUUAAUUUUUCCAGGUGAUAAAUUGAUAUCUGUUGAUGAUGUUCAGCUUAAAGGAAAGAAUUUAAAUGAAGUGAUAUGUGAAAACAGGGCAGAAAUAUUUUAAGGAGCCCCCAGGACAACUAAGGAGGCUGUACAAGUGUACGCGUUCACCAAAAUAAAUUCACAUUUUUGGACGAAGUGGCCACCACAAUUGACUUCCAAGUUCAAGAAUUUUGGUUUACAUUGGGACCAAGUUAAGUAACCGAACUGGGGCGAGACUUCCCGAACGACGGUCUAAAUUUAAACCCAAAACAUAAGGAGCAAUAUGACGGCGUUCGUGUUUCGUUAAUGUUUUCACCAAAUGUCGUAGAGAGUGUUUCAUCUAAAAGAAUAGUGAUUAGUUUGAUAAUUAGUGAUUUGUUUUGAAAAUACCAGUGGAAUAUUGUGGAUAAUCAAAAUAUAAA